GCAGGGCGGGCCGUGGGGUGCCCAGGCCAGGGGGCCGGCCAGCUUCUCGGCGCCGCUGUUCCGGACCUCGCAACACAGGGCGGCCGGCGCGGACGCCGCCGCCGUGCAGCGGCAGCCGCAGGCCGCCCACGCGCCGCCGCUGCUGCGGCUGGCCGCCUCGCUGGCCGCCCCGGAGGCCCCGCCGCAGCCAGCCUCGGCUCCGCCGUUCUACUGGGUGCCCACGGUGGACACGGUGGGGGAGUUCGAGGUGGGCGGCGCCUGCGGCGAGGUGGUGUCCAAGCACGGCGACUAUGGGGACCACGACAGCGCGCCGCCGAUCGCGGGGACGCUGCGCAUGUCCCGGGGAGGGCUCUACCUCUGGACGCUGCAGAUCGUGCGGCAGUGCCCGCACCGGCCGCAGCUGCAGUUUGGCAUCCACGGCGCCAACCACUCGCGGCCCUGGAGGUUUGUGCGGAUUUUCGAGCAGGUGUGCCUGUGCAGUUUUGGUUUCGCCUCGAGGCUUGUCAGCACGGGGCGCUGCAGCAGGUCCAGAGACGACGGGCCGUGGCUGGCGCGCCCUGGCGGCGACCUGAUCAUCCCCCGAGGGGGACUACGUGCACUGCGAGGCGGACCUGCGAGGCCUGGACGGCAGCCUGGGCAGUUUCGCGUUCGCCGUCAACGACGGCCCCUUCGAAACCGUCUUCGAGGACAUCCCGCUCACGCGCCGCUGCACCCGGUCGUGGCCAUGGGCGGCGGCGGCACGUGCUGCCGGCUGUGCGCGGGCUGAGUGCGGGGGAGGGGCCCGCCGAGGGCGCGCCGGCGGGGGGCCGCCGGUGCGCGCCCGACGCGGUGCCACCCCUGCCUCCCAAGCGCGGUCGCCUGCCUCAAUCCCUCCUCCUCCUCCUCCUCCUCCUCCUCUUCCUCCUCUUCCUCCUCUUCC
Prorocentrum cordatum is the source of this 919-nucleotide messenger RNA. The record is from the annotation of a GenBank genome assembly. Lineage: Eukaryota; Dinophyceae; Prorocentrales; Prorocentraceae.